Leucoraja erinaceus (little skate) is the source of this 3611-nucleotide messenger RNA. Its product is annotated as XK-related protein 6-like. Gene Ontology annotation, biological process: engulfment of apoptotic cell; phosphatidylserine exposure on apoptotic cell surface; apoptotic process involved in development. Gene Ontology annotation, cellular component: plasma membrane. The record is from RefSeq and is a predicted model, not a curated record. Lineage: Eukaryota; Metazoa; Chordata; Chondrichthyes; Rajiformes; Rajidae.
UCCACAUUUCCGCGCGGCCGCCGUAACCCCGGAAGCGGAGCGUGCCAGGCACCCGCCAAGAUGGCCGCGAAAUCUGACGGCGUCGGGGUUACCGGUUUCGCCCAGCUACACAACCUGGACGAGACGGUGACCGAAGGGGGCGACGAGCAGCAGCAGCUGAACGGGGGCCCGGAGGCGAGUAGUUCUUUCCACAUCUGCCACUGCUGCAACACCUCCUCUUGUUACUGGGGCUGCCGGAGUGCCUGCCUAAGGAGUCGCUGUGCAGCCUGAAGGGGGGGCGACCAUCCGGUGCUCGACUGCCUUUGGAUCGUGAUCGCGCUGCUCAUCUUCUUCUCGGACGUGGGGACCGACCUCUGGCUGGCGGCCGACUACUACCUGAAGCAGGACUACUGGUGGUUCGGCUUGACGCUCUUCUUCGUGUUGGUGCCGUCCGUGCUGGUGCAAAUUCUCAGCUUCAGGUGGUUCAUGCAGGAUUACGCCGGCGGGGGUCUCGGGGGUGUGGAGGGUCUCAGCAGCAGGCGGCCCGGCUACAACCGCUGCUGCAGGACCUCGGUAUGGAUCUGGCAGUCGGUCAUUCACAUCUUGCAGCUGGGACAAGUGUGGAGGUAUAUCCGUACAAUGUAUUUGGGCAUUCAGAGCAGGAGAAAGAAUGAACACCAGCGCCGAUUUUACUGGGCCAUGAUGUAUGAGUAUGCAGAUGUGAAUAUGUUGCGCCUUCUAGAGACUUUUCUGGAGAGUGCACCACAACUGGUGCUACAACUCUGCAUAAUGAUCCAGAAAAACCAGGCAGAAACUUUACCAUGCUUAUCGUCUAUGGCCUCCCUGAUGUCCCUUGCGUGGGUGCUAGCCUCAUAUCACAAAUUGCUGCGAGACUCCAGGGAUGACAAAAAAAGCAUGAGCUACAGAGGUGCCCUAAUCCACAUCUUUUGGCGUUUGUUCACCAUAUCAUCCAGAGUCAUUUCGUUUGCAUUAUUUGCAUCUAUUUUUCAGUUAUAUUUUGGAAUAUUUGUGGUUGUGCACUGGUGUGCCAUGGCAUUUUGGAUUAUUCACGGCGGAACAGAUUUCUGCAUGUCCAAGUGGGAGGAAAUUCUGUUCAAUAUGGUGAUAGGGAUCGUGUACAUAUUCUGCUGGUUUAAUGUCAAAGAAGGACGGACACGAUAUCGAAUGUUUGCCUAUUAUGCUGUAAUCUUGACAGAAAAUGCUGCCUUGACUUUUCUUUGGUAUCUUUACAGAGAUCCCACAGCCACUGACUUUUAUGCCAUGACAGCACUGUGUACAGUUUUUAUUAGUUUUGUUGCUGGGGCAGCAUUCAUGUUUCUGUAUUAUGGUUUACUUCAUCCCAUGGGACCAAGGACAAAGAUCCUUGCCAGUUCUUGCUGUGCUGAACUGCUCUGGGGGAUCCCUCUGCCUCCAGAGCUCGAGGCCAUGGCAGCCACGCCAGCAGCACACAGAGGAUCCCAGACUACACCAACCAGGGUGGCAGGUGAUCAGGAGGAUGAGGAUGCAGCAGAGUCCUGCCUGCCUGUAUUCCAAGUGCGACCCACAGUGCCACUUACACCAUCUGGCCGACCCUACCUACCGGAGGGACCAAUCAUCAAGAUCGACAUGCCAAGGAAACGAUACCCUGCCUGGGAUGCCCACUUUGUCGACAGAAGGCUGAGGAGAACUGUUAAUAUAUUGCAGUAUGUAACUCCCUCAUCUGUUGGUAUAAGGUAUAGAGAUGGACCACUUGUAUAUGAGCUGCUACAGUAUGAAUCUUCACUUUAAAGCUUCACCCAUUGAUACUGACAAAGAAGUAAUUAUGUUUACGUCGGGCACUCAGACACUCUCAUACAACUCAAAACACAAAACUCACAGAUAUGUUUUUGUUUUCCUGGUAGCUGUCUGUAUAUAAAGAUAUUCUAUAUGUUUUGUAUGUAACAAAAAAGUGAAAAAAAAAUCUUUUUACACAACAAAAUACAGUAUUAAUACUGUAUAUUUAAUGGUGGAAAAUUUCAUCAAGAAUUUCCAAUUGUUAUUAAAAAGGAAUCACAAAUACAGGUGCAUAUUCAUUCACAUGCAGAUGCAGAUAUCACAGACAAAGUACACAUACAUGCACUCGGUUUAUCUGUAUGCAGAGCAUUAAAGGACUGAUGAUGAGUGGGACUGAAAAAGCAAAUCAUACAACAUCAAUUAACAAGAAAACUUAAAAACUGGUGCAAUUUUAAAUCCCUUUCAGGGUUUUUGUGAGCAUGUGGGGUUUUUUCAGUUCCACAAUCCCAUCCUUGGCAAAAAAAAAUUGUUUCUACGUGUAUACUGUGUGUUUCUUUGUCUACGUGGGCUUUUUAUUCAAGUAAUAACUACCUGUUAUUACUGUUCAAGGUGCAACCAUAUGUCAAGCACACUGCACCAGAUCCUUGACAUAUAGUUUUUUUAAAAACUGGAAUAUUACUGUUUGUUUUUGUAAUUUACAGAGUGCUUUUUUUAUUUAAAUAGUUGCAGAAAAAUUAUCAAUUUUAUAACUUGCAGCAUGGGAAAAACUGGAGUUUUUCUUCACCUGAAUAUACCUGAAUUUUAAAUGGUUACAAUAACAUGAGGCACGGUGUUACAAAGGAGGUUUACAUCCAUGAUAGAUCCAUCAAAUCUGUCUGCCAUACAGGGACAGGCCAAAAUACUCUGGCCAAAGCCAUAUGGUGAGAUUAAACAAGCCAAUUUACAACCCACCCACAGCCUAGCUAUCUGUUUAGCUCUUGUGUACCUGAUCAGGCCUUUGCGUGGAAAAACCACGCAACCAUUGAAAAAAGGGUUACUCGUUUGACUUCCUUGUGCAGCUCAGGUGUAUUCUGGUGCAGAGAUUUUCAGAAAUCUUUGAGUUAGGAGACUUAAAGCUUCCUUGAAAUAAUGUGGAUAGAGAUUUUACUGCUAGGAGACAAUACUCAAUCCUCUAAUUAUUGCAAUGUGUUUCACUGUGCACAGAAGAUACAACACAUGUAUUUGAUUUUGUACAAUGUUUAGUCCAUGUGUUACUCAAGUUGAGUGUAUCAAAGUAGGUUAACUUAUCUGUCAGGACACUUUGUAAGAGAUCUUGCAUUUUUUUCCUUAAUUUUAAUCCUUAGUAUGAACAUUUAGCAAAGGUACAUUUAUAUUGUAGCUAUCAUAAAUCCUCAAUUUCGCUCCAAACUAUUUGAAACAUUUUGCCUUCCAUCAAAAUGUAUCCUGUACAUUAGACCUUUGUUUCACUUAAAGGUUAUUUAAUUAUCUAAUCACAGAGCACAAUGUUAUUUCUAAAUGUGAUGAAAGUUUCUUUGUCUUCCAGCCUUUUCAGGCAGUGAGUUCAUGAUUCAUUCAAUUCCCUGCUAAUCUUUUUACUUGAAUCCAUUGAGUUCUCUGUUAUGGCAGAUUGAUCCUCUUUAUCCAGCCCUCACACCACAGUUAAAUAUACUUUUAGUCUCCUCCAUUUCAAAAAUUCAGCACCACUUUGCACAGUCUUCCCACAGAUCUGGUGGAACUUUCCAAACAACAUUUCUGUACAUUUCUUCCAAUGUGAGUUCUUCCAUGUUAUUUAUGUUUCAUCAAGCAGAUAAUGUUUCAUAGUUUAUAAUCCACAUGAUGUUGGUAAUUUGCAAAAAUGU